Messenger RNA from Mycena citricolor, 870 nucleotides. Lineage: Eukaryota; Fungi; Basidiomycota; Agaricomycetes; Agaricales; Mycenaceae. The record is from the annotation of a GenBank genome assembly.
CGACACGGCUGUGCGGGGAUAGAAAUGGGCAUUUCUCGCUCGGGUGAGCGGACCUUCCGCCUGCGCGCUCGCUGUCCCGUUUGUGUUCAUUCGCUGUCGGAACGUCGUGGGCCUCAAGCUUUGACAGCUCCCAGCAUAUAUAGCCUUUCGGCGUCGCGACGAAGGGACACAUUGAAGCCCCCCCCACAUUCGUUCAUGAACUGCACAUCCUCCCGUCCGUCUCCCCACGCUUACCAGAGCGAGAUCCCUCCUCCCAGUCGCUUCAGCGAGCGACACGACGAGGGGAUACACCACAGGCUCCGCGCGGCGCUCAUCUCCGCCCGCAUCCGUGCGAUGCUGCGCGAGACGAAAGAAACCACCCUGCUCCUCCCCCCCCUUCCGACCCAGACCCAGACACCCACACCACCGCUUUCUCCUCCCGCUCGCACCCAUACGCUCUGCCCGAUCCUGCGCACGUCCGACCGAAUCAGCCAUUUGGAUGCCCAGAUGAGGAACGGGCUGCCCCCCGUGGGCCUUCCGGAGUCGCACUACUUUCUCCUGCCGACGAGGCCCCAGCAUCGUCCAGACCAUGGCGCACCUACCGCGCCGUCGAGUUACGCACCGAGUCCAACCCAAGGACGGCAUACAUCCGAGAAGACAGAAUACGCUCUCAGCCCGACUGCGACGGCGUACCAGUAUCCCGGGGGCGUGACGCGCGUGAUGACUGGCGGGGUGAUGCUGGGGGUGAAGACGCCCAAGGAGAGGUCUACGAAUUCGUUCCUUGCUAGAGCUGCCUCCUUCGAGGUUCCCGAAAUAUCCAGCAUUACCCCGAGAAUCCGGCUUAAAAUUGUGAUAAACGACCUUCUCGAGCGAUAUGCCGUCGAGCUAUUG